GGGGAGGGGUUCGCGCACCUCUGCGCACGCGCGGGGGGCCGCGGCGGUUGGGGAGGGCUCGAGAACUCUCUUCCGGAAGGUUCCGGAGGCUUCUGGAAAAGGCGCUGCUGAGGCGGGGAGUGCCCGACUCUAUAUAAGGAGCAGGCGGGGGGCGGCCGCGCGCCAGUUUGCUCUUCUCUCCUUUUGCUGCCAGGUGAAGGCUUGGGGCUCCUGCUCUCGCCGUCACGAUGCCUGAGGAAACACAGACCCAGGACCAACCCAUGGAGGAGGAGGAAGUGGAGACUUUUGCCUUUCAGGCAGAAAUUGCUCAGUUGAUGUCUCUAAUCAUUAAUACAUUCUAUUCUAAUAAAGAGAUCUUUCUGAGAGAGCUAAUUUCAAAUUCAUCUGAUGCCCUGGACAAAAUCAGAUACGAGAGUCUGACGGAUCCAAGUAAACUAGACUCUGGGAAAGAGCUGAACAUUAGUAUCAUUCCAAACAAAGAUGAUCGCACCCUUACCAUUGUGGAUACUGGUAUCGGAAUGACCAAAGCUGAUUUGAUCAACAAUCUUGGUACAAUUGCAAAGUCUGGAACCAAAGCUUUUAUGGAAGCAUUACAAGCUGGUGCAGAUAUCUCUAUGAUUGGUCAGUUUGGUGUUGGUUUUUAUUCUGCCUAUCUGGUUGCUGAGAAGGUGACUGUGAUCACUAAACAUAAUGAUGAUGAACAAUAUGCCUGGGAGUCUUCAGCAGGAGGGUCUUUCACUGUCAGGACUGAUAUAGGUGAACCUAUGGGUCGUGGAACAAAAGUAAUUCUGCAUCUCAAAGAGGACCAAACUGAGUAUUUGGAAGAAAGAAGGAUAAAGGAAAUUGUGAAGAAACAUUCUCAAUUUAUUGGUUAUCCAAUUACACUUUUUGUGGAAAAAGAAAGGGAUAAAGAAGUCAGUGAUGAUGAAGCAGAGGAAAAAGAAGAGAAACAGGAGAAGGAAAAAGAAGAAAAGGAGUCUGAGGACAAACCAGAGAUAGAAGAUGUUGGUUCUGAUGAAGAAGAAGAAAAAAAAGAUGGUGACAAGAAGAAGAAAAAGAAGAUUAAAGAAAAAUAUAUUGAUCAAGAAGAGCUUAACAAAACAAAGCCAAUUUGGACCAGAAAUCCCGAUGAUAUUACUAAUGAAGAAUAUGGUGAAUUCUACAAGAGCUUGACAAAUGACUGGGAAGAUCAUUUAGCUGUGAAACACUUCUCAGUGGAAGGACAAUUGGAAUUCCGGGCCCUUCUCUUUGUUCCAAGACGUGCCCCCUUUGACCUGUUUGAAAAUAGAAAGAAAAAGAAUAACAUCAAAUUGUAUGUGCGCAGGGUUUUCAUCAUGGAUAAUUGUGAAGAGCUGAUCCCUGAAUAUCUGAAUUUCAUCAGAGGAGUAGUGGACUCUGAAGAUCUUCCUCUAAAUAUUUCACGUGAAAUGCUGCAGCAAAGCAAGAUUCUCAAAGUGAUUAGGAAGAAUUUGGUUAAAAAAUGCUUGGAACUCUUCACUGAAUUGGCAGAAGAUAAAGAGAAUUACAAAAAGUUUUAUGAGCAGUUUUCUAAAAACAUUAAGCUUGGAAUACAUGAAGACUCCCAGAACCGAAAGAAACUUUCAGAAUUGUUGAGAUACUAUACUUCUGCUUCUGGGGAUGAGAUGGUUUCUCUUAAGGACUAUUGCAUGAGGAUGAAGGAAAAUCAGAAACAUAUUUAUUAUAUUACUGGUGAAACUAAGGACCAAGUGGCUAAUUCAGCUUUUGUUGAACGUCUUAGGAAGCAUGGUUUAGAAGUAAUAUAUAUGAUUGAACCUAUUGAUGAGUAUUGUGUGCAACAGCUAAAGGAAUUUGAGGGCAAGACUUUAGUGUCUGUAACCAAAGAGGGUUUGGAACUCCCAGAAGAUGAAGAUGAAAAAAAGAAGCAGGAGGAAAAAAAGGCAAAGUUUGAAAAUCUUUGCAAAAUUAUGAAAGAUAUCCUGGAAAAGAAAGUUGAAAAGGUUGUAGUAUCAAACCGAUUGGUUACUUCCCCGUGCUGCAUUGUCACAAGCACAUAUGGCUGGACAGCAAACAUGGAAAGAAUAAUGAAGGCUCAGGCACUAAGAGAUAACUCAACAAUGGGUUACAUGGCAGCAAAGAAACACUUGGAGAUAAACCCUGACCAUUCCAUUAUUGAAACCCUACGGCAAAAGGCAGAGGCUGACAAGAAUGAUAAAUCAGUGAAAGAUCUGGUCAUCUUACUGUAUGAAACUGCGCUGCUGUCUUCUGGGUUCAGUUUGGAAGAUCCCCAGACACACGCCAAUCGAAUCUAUAGGAUGAUCAAACUUGGUCUUGGAAUUGAUGAAGAUGAUUCAACUACUGAAGAAACCAAUGCAGCUAUAACUGAGGAAAUGCCACCUCUUGAAGGAGAUGAUGAUACAUCACGCAUGGAAGAAGUGGAUUAAAAGCAUUCCAAUACACGAAACUAGCAUGUUUCCUAGACUAGUCUGAAUAAGUUAUUUUGUAUAAGGUGUUGAGAAAAUACUUGAUGUCUUCAUUCCCUCUGAUGUAUAUUUUCAGAUAUGUUCUCUUUAUUUUUGUUAAAUCACUUUUUAAAAAAUGUAUGGCAUGUUCAUGCUAUUUAAGGGGAAAUUUAGGUUUCUUUUCCCUUCUAAGUAUAAUCAAUACUGUGAUACCUUAGACAUACAAGCAAGAACUAGUAAUCAUUGUAGUUUACUUUGGUUUUAUUUUAGGGAGGGAGAAAACAAUACCCUUAAUAUAUGUCCAAAUAUUAUAAUCUAAUGUUAACUAACACUCUUGUGGUCUGAUAACAGUAUGUAGCUAUCAGAAAGCCGAAUAAUGGAAUUACUCCUUGGUCUCUAAAAUACACUGUUUUUGAGGUAUCUUUAAAAUGUUUAUAAAAUUGUCUUUCUUUUAUAUACUUACAAGAAUUGAGUUGCAUUCUAUUCCAUCCAUUUUUGCAUGUAUGAACCCUGAAGUCUAGGAAAAUAAAGUGUUAACACCAAGAAACUGUGGGAGUAACCUUAGUUUUCCAGAGUUAGAGUUUUGAUUAUAUUUGUAUUAUAUUUAAUUUUUAAGCUGAACAAAUAUGCAUAUCACAUUUUAAAAAUUCAUUGGCAAAAAUGAGGAUACAUUUGUGAGGUAAAGAAAGUAGUCAAGAUUUGUUCUAUUGAGAGAUUGGAGUGAAUUAAGGCUUUAAGCCUUUUGAUUUGGAGUGUUCUGGUUAUUCCAAGCUCAUAAUAAGAGUUCACACAAAAUCUAUAACUAGUUAAAUCCUCCUCCCAAAAAUCCUCCAAUUUAUUUUGGUGUUACUUUUUGAUAAGUAUUGAAAUUUAACACAUUUGUUAAGUUUGACUUCAGCUUAUUUUUGUAGUCUUAGUGAUGCUGUGUAUCAUCACACAAGUUAGAGAACAAUUAACAGUGCAGAAAGAAGGUAUUUUAUUUACUCUAAAUGGAAAUGGAUUAUAAGAAAUAUAGUUCAAGACAUGGAAGAAAUGAAAUUGUUAGGGUUUCAUUGAAUCUUCUAAUGACUUUAGGUUUAUUUUUAACACCAACACUAAGUAAGUAAAUUAGAAGCAAAGUUAAUUGCUACAAUCUAGGGUUUGCCUCUAGCUGUCUGAGGGACUAAAGUUAAAUUUGGUAUUUUGUAGUAACAUUCAGUCUAUUGGUAAUGCUGGUUUUUUUUUUUGUUUUUUGUUUUUUUUUUUUUUUAAAGCACAACACCGGUAUACUUAAAGAUUUGUAUCUGAAGCCAUGAGUUAGUGUUUAAGGUGGUUUUGUUUUUUUUUUCCCCCCCAAAUAGCAAUGAGUGCUUAUACCUUUUGUAGAGCUAGCUAGUCUGAUGGUUUAUAAGCAUCAGUUGGAACUGGUGCUUUUAUCCUCUGUACAGAGAAUACAGAUGCAGAAGUGCAGUAUGAUUCUGUUUUGGGCACUUCCUCUACAGUGGAACCUGGACAGCAUAAAUGGCAUUAAACUUGAAAACAAAUGCAUGUCUGUGACUUCUAAAUUUGCUUAAAAAAAAUUAAACUCAAAAUAAUUAUAAAAUUAGGUUCAUUGCUAAAUUAAAUCCUUUCUUUGCUGAGAUUAUAUAGCCUAUGGUGAAUAACAUUGGCUUGGUGUCCAAUAUGAACCUUGAUUAAGAAAUUUAUAAAUACAAUUUCAAUUAAA
Molecule: messenger RNA, 4146 nt
Organism: Sarcophilus harrisii (Tasmanian devil)
Lineage: Eukaryota; Metazoa; Chordata; Mammalia; Dasyuromorphia; Dasyuridae
Gene: HSP90AA1
Product: heat shock protein 90 alpha family class A member 1
Exons: 11
Coding region: 228-2423 (731 amino acids)
Biological process (GO): protein stabilization; cellular response to heat; protein folding
Cellular component (GO): neuronal cell body; nucleus; myelin sheath
Molecular function (GO): ATP-dependent protein folding chaperone; ATP binding; disordered domain specific binding
Source: RefSeq, a predicted model, not a curated record